AUGAAGCCAUCCCCGGGCAGGUCCGAGCGUCAGCGAGGCGCAGAGCCUGGCGAGAGGGUCCUGGCAGGGGCCCAGGCCGAGGACGCGGUGGCCGGGCCCAGGCGAGGGCGCGGCUCGCUCGGAGCCUUGCAGCGAAGCCGCCCCAGGGGCCGACGUGGCCGGCGCUGUGCGGCCAAGGGCCGGGCCCCAGUGGCCGUGAAGAGGGGAGUUCGGCUUUUACAGGAAUCUUACCCGUCUUCUUCACCAAUAUGGUUUGUGGACUCUGAUGACCCAAAUCUGACAUCAGUUUUGGAGCGUCUGGAAGAUACUAAGAACAGCAAUUCGCUUCGUCAGCAAUUGAAGUGGUUGAUAUGUGAACUCUGCAGAUUAUAUAACCUUCCUAAGCACCUGGAUGUUGAGAUGCUAGAUCAGCCACUACCCACGGGUCAGAAUGGGACAACAGAAGGAGUGACCUCAGAAGAGGAGGAAGAGGAAGAGAUGGCUGAAGAUAUAGAGGACUUGGAUCACUACGAGAUGAAGGAAGAAGAACCUAUUAGUGGAAAAAAGUCAGAGGAUGAAGGAAUUGAAAAAGAAAAUUUGGCAAUAUUAGAGAAAAUUAGGAAGACUCAAAGGCAAGACCAUCUAAAUGGUGCAGUGUCUGGGUCUGUGCAAGCUUCAGAUAGACUUAUGAAAGAGCUCAGGGACAUAUACAGAUCACAAAGUUAUAAAACAGGUAAGGACCUCUGGAUCUCUGUCUUUAGGGUUGAUCCUGAUAGUCCUUUGCACAGUGAUCUUCAGAUCUUAAAAGAAAAAGAAGGCAUAGAAUAUAUUUUGCUUAACUUCUCAUUUAAGGAUAACUUUCCAUUUGAUCCUCCAUUUGUUCGAGUGGUAUUACCUGUUCUCUCAGGAGGGUACGUGUUGGGUGGUGGAGCAUUAUGUAUGGAACUUCUCACGAAACAGGGCUGGAGUAGUGCCUAUUCAAUAGAAUCUGUCAUCAUGCAAAUCAAUGCCACCUUAGUCAAAGGCAAAGCCAGAGUGCAGUUUGGAGCAAAUAAGAAUCAAUAUAAUCUAGCAAGAGCCCAGCAAUCCUAUAAUUCCAUUGUACAGAUACAUGAGAAAAAUGGCUGGUACACCCCUCCAAAGGAAGAUGGCUAAAUGUGUUGACUGUUGUAUGUUUGGACCAAUGUUGCUUUAAAGAACAUCUUUCCAACAUGCAGACACAAGCUUUGAGUGCCCCUAUAACAGCAGUACCGAAGACAUUAGUCAAUAGAUAUUUUAGUGGAUAAUCUGUCAACUGACAUAUAGUAUGUCACAGGCUUUUCAUUUUGCUCAUUUUAGGUAUCUUGACUAAGCAGUGGGGCCUUUUCUGUAUUUUUCCUAAUAAAUACACAUAUUGGCCACUCCUUAUCAAUCAACUCUUUUUCUUAAAAGGUGAAAUCUUUUAAGCAAGCAAGUCAGCAUCAUGUAAUAGAAGUUGCAGUAUUAGGGUAAUGUUCCCACCCUGAGCUUGUCUGUUAUGAGUACUUGCAAUAUAUUGUUCCAUUUAGAGCCAAUCAAAGUUUAAUUGAUGUUUAAUAAUUGGUUUAGAAAACUUGAGGUCUUCUAAAUCACAGUAGCUUUUCCAGUUUAAAACCAUUUUAUGGUAUUGCCAAAAUAAUGACAGGAAACCUACUCAUUAAAUUGUUAAAAAUUUUUUAUGGCUGUGUGAGGAUAUGAGCUGUUCUUUAUGAUAUGCUCUUAACCAAAAUAUAUUGUACUUUUUAGGCAAAGUGAAGCAAGGCUGUGCCAGAUUAAGGCUUGUAAGUAGUAAUUUCCACCGGGGCACCAGAGUCUUGCUGGGCUGAAUCUGCUGCUUGUUGGUUCAAUAUUUCUUAUGAAGAAGAGCUGCAGAAUAGAGCUUUUAGUUAUUUAAAAUACUAUGUCAUUUUAUGUUUCCAUUUUAUUAACGGGGCUGUUGCAAUCAUUUGUAAACUAAUAAAACUUAUAAGGUGAUUGGCAAAAGACUUCUUGAGCAGAAGCUGCAAAAGAUAAAUACAAAAAGAUAUAAUUUGGAGAUUUAAAAUUUUAUGCUAUAGUCAUAACAGUGAAUUUUACAUUGAAAGACUAAUAGGAACUCUACAUACGUUAUUUGUUUUAUAAAACCUGACUCAAAUCAGUGUACUCUCCAUUUUUAUUGCCUUACCGGAAUCAGUCUUGUUUAGUUGGUAAUAGAUUUUUAUAUACCCAAGUUUGAUUUAAAAGUAAAUUCUAGUAAAUAAGCACUUUUAAAAUGAAAUCCAGAAGCACAUUUUUCUGCACAAACCAGUUACAAAGUUCAAAAAUGUUUCUUAUACAUUUGCUUUAAGAUUCAUUUUUAACUUUGUAAGCCACAUCAGAGAGAUAUGGCACUUCUGCAUUAUUUUGUGUGUUUAAUUCCUUUUUAUUGUAUUUUGGCUAAAAGAACAGUAGAAAAAGAUUUUCUGGCAUCCUUGUUCACUUGGUUACAUUUGUAUAAAGUUCUAAUUGCCAUUUGCUCAGAUAACAAGUGACAUGGCAGAAUUCUUUAAAGCAUUAAAGUUCCUUAAACUUAAGGCUAAAUCUUGGAUACAUUAUUGAAUUCUUCAAUAUCCUUAUGGCUAGCAAACUGAUAGCUGCACAUUUGCCAUGCUUUGUUUUUUUUUGGAUUUUAUUUUUCAUUGCAGAUUUAUUUGGCAAUGUACAGUAUAUUUUGUAAACUUGCAUCAAGUUUAUGAAUAAAGAACCAUUUAAAAAUA
Molecule: messenger RNA, 2732 nt
Organism: Manis javanica (Malayan pangolin)
Lineage: Eukaryota; Metazoa; Chordata; Mammalia; Pholidota; Manidae
Source: RefSeq, a predicted model, not a curated record